Cooperia oncophora is the source of this 891-nucleotide messenger RNA. Lineage: Eukaryota; Metazoa; Nematoda; Chromadorea; Rhabditida; Trichostrongylidae. The record is from the annotation of a GenBank genome assembly.
AUGAUUUGCAGCCAAUAUCGAUCGAUUAUCGACAAAUGUUGUCCGAAUAACUCAUCGUAUGGCUGCGAUUUCUACAAGAUGUCGCUGGAUCGAAAUAACAAAUGCUACAAUGAUUCGUUGACGCUGAAUCAAGCUAAUGUUUUCACUGGGCUCGAUCCAUUCUUCCUCUACUACACUUGCCGUCUCGACGAGCCAGAUUCAACUACUAAUCAACACUCUGGACGGUUCUUCAACUACGCCUCUGAGAAAUAUAAGGCAGUGGAGGGCAGGCAACAGUUGCAUGCGCUCAUUAUAAUGAUUCGACGGUUUAUCUACAAAGAGCAGACGUGCGCCGUGCUCUCAAUAUUCCCAGCAUUGUCCCUAUGUAUGAAAGCUGCAAACAUAGAAAACACAUACGAUUUGACUGUGACGCACUACAUUACGCAGCAUGACAACGUCAAAAAGGUUAUCGAUGCUAAGAAAAAGGUGGCGCUGUUCUACGGUGACGUUGACUCGAUGUGUAACGCCAUUCAUGGCGCUCAGUUCGCAUCAGGUCUCGGUCUCAAGCUCCUAGCACCACAAUCCAUCUAUGUUGAUCAACAGCAGAAGCCACCAACUAUUGGAUUCAUUACUCAGUACGAAGGUUUGGAUUUUCUGACGGUAAGAGGCGCUGGACAUUUUGUUACGUCAUCGAAUGAAAAGCCAAAGGAAGGACUCCAGUUGUUCGUGAAUUUCCUCCGAGGAACGAACUACAGUACUCCAAUUGACUACGUGAGCCCAACGUCACCAUCAACCCCUACAUCUUGCCCAACUGGCGCUCCACCAUCAACCAGUACACACAACAGUAGCUCAGCGCUGAGAUAUCGUUAUUUAGGCUUUGUUCUAGCAAUUUCAAUGUUAUUAGGGAAAUAA